Messenger RNA from Papilio machaon (common yellow swallowtail), 783 nucleotides. RefSeq names its product cuticle protein. Gene Ontology annotation, cellular component: extracellular matrix. The transcript is spliced from 2 exons. NCBI's taxonomy places the organism in Eukaryota, Metazoa, Arthropoda, Insecta, Lepidoptera, Papilionidae. Bases 55 to 720 code for a protein of 221 amino acids. The record is from RefSeq and is a predicted model, not a curated record.
UAAAAACUUCAGGGUUACUCAGUAACUCACUGACGUUGUACCAAACAACAUACAAUGGCCGCUAAGUUUGUCGUUCUCGCUUUGUUCGUUGCGGCUGCGCACGGCAGCGCCAGCCAUGGUGACUACACCAGCUUCUCAUACGGAGUGGCGGACCCGCACACCGGGGAUGUGAAGAGCCAGCAGGAGACACGCGUCGGCGAUAGCGUGGUGGGCCAAUACUCACUGCUGGAGGCUGACGGCCACCGCCGCACUGUCGACUACGCCGCUAACGCUCACUCCGGUUUCAACGCUGUGGUGCGCAGAGAGCCUGCUCUGAUUGCCCACUCCGCUCCCGUUGCCCACGCCGCUCCCCUGGCGUACGCUGCACGUGUCGCUCCUGUAGCGUACGGUGCCCAUGCUGCUCCUCUGGCAUACGCCGCCCGAGUCGCUCCCGUAGCGUACGCUGCCCACGCCGCUCCUCUCGCGGUAACCGCUCAAGUCGCCCCUGCCUCCGUGUCAUACUCCGCGCACAGCAGCUCUGUUGCCCACGCCUCUCCUCUUGCGUAUGCUUCCUAUGGUGCUCACACCCCUCGUCUGGCGUAUGCAGCCCCCAUCGCCCGUGCUGUCGUCUCUCCUCUGGCUUACAGCACAUACGCUGCUCCCCUGACCCACAGCGCCGUUGCCUACGGUGCUCCUGGUGCGUACUCCGCUUACGGACACGGCGCUCGUUUGGGCUGGUGAAUAUAGUAUGAAAUUAUUCGGACCAAAGUUUAAUAUUGUUUAAGAAGUCAAUAAAUUAAUUGA